AUGCAAUAACACGUUAGCGUGGUGCGCGACGAUGCUGAGAAGGUGCACGCGUGUCUACACGCUGGGACCUUAGCUCUGCUUCAGUUCAAUCUUAUCGUGCGGUCCGCUCACAUCUCCUGGAUACACCAGUUACCGAUUUAAUAACGGUACCACGGGCCCGUCGUCCAAGUUCCGAUCGUGAAAAGUGCGUGAAAGUGCGACAUCACACGACGCAAUUCAAAAUUACCCCCACCACCUUUCGAGAAGCUCGCUCGUUUCUUCGAACCUCUUCGAGAAGAACAGAGUCUGGGUCCGUAGUCAUCCUAAACUCUUCGAUCAUUCUCAUGAACGGCGCCGAAGACACCUGUCUGUGAAACUGAAUUAGAAGACCACCAAACAGAACGAGCACCGAAUUAAAAGACCUCCAAAGAUACGAAUCUCUGUUGGUUUUCUUUUUUCGAGAAUACGAACCUUAUCUGACGGAAGAUCUAAGUAAUCUGCAGUCGAAAUCAUCGAGUAAAGAAUACAGUGGAAUUCAAAACUCUCCCCACCUAGUUUCGAGAAACUCGACUGUCUCUCCUAACUUCUGCAUGCUUCGAGAGAAGACUUUGUAUCCGUGGUCGUUCUCGCAAACUCAUUGGUCAUUCUCACAAAUGAUAGCGAAGAAAUCCGAAGAAUCCUUAUUGCUGAAUCGAAUAUUGAAAAACCCAAAUAUUUUCGAGUUAAAAUCAGUCUCCGAGAUUGAACAACAACGAUAAAAAUAAACGUUAGAUGCAUUUGCCCGAUCGAAUCGGCUCGAUAUCGUCAGAAUUCGAUCGAGAAGUCGUUAUCGACUUGUAUCAGAUAACCAGAACGCUGCGUAUCGUGAAGUUGAAUCAGGCAGCCAGACUCAGUCAUCAGUGGAUAGAAGCAGCGUUUGAAGUUCUUGGAGAAUAUCUACGUUGAGAAACGAAGGUGAAACUGGAAUUUUUCCACAACAGACGUAUACGAGAGACCCGCAUCCGAGGAACCCGGUCUGGAGAGAUUUUUUCCACGUCAACCCUGGAAGGAGGGAAGAGAAAUGGACUCGAGAGCGAUCAGCGUGCAAGGAACAGCCGAGUGGAUCCAUCAGCUGUAAUUAAACGUCAAACCUAUCGUCGUGCACAGAGACACGGUGCGGUCGAUUGAUAUCCUGUUGAAGAGGGUUGUUCAGCGAGUGGAAAAAUGUUGAUGUCGCCUAGCAUGAGUUUAGUGGUGGCUGGUGUCGCCUCUGGGAUCUGUUUUCUCAUCUACAGCGGAGUCCUCAGGGGGAAACCUGAGGAGUCGAAGCAAGAAGAAAAGGAGAUCUCCGUGCGCGAGAAUCGUUGCUGCUGCUGUCUAAAGUUACUUUUUCUCGAGCGCAGUGUUCUUUGCAAGGAUUGCGGCGGAAAAUCCUGCAGGAAAGGCUGUUCCCGUUGGAAUCCGUCAGAUAAAGCUUGGCAUUGUCUCUUUUGCCGUCAACGCAGGUAUUGGCUGAAGAAGCACGAAUUCGAAGCGUUUGGUGAGCCGAUCGACGAGAAAAAUCUACUCCGACACUUCAAUACGGCAAAAUCAAGAGUUUACGUACCAGGAGUGGAAAAUGCAGCUACCAGUUCGGGACAGGGUUCGACCGCGGAGAAAGAAGAGGCGAACACGAUGGAAACGGUUCGAGAUUCCGUUGAGAAGAUAGUAGAAGGCUUGAUCGGCAACGUGGCCAACGCGCCGAUCAAUCGACUGUACGAUCAUCCAGCGUAUGACAAGCUUUUGGAAAAACACGUUUCUUCUUUGGCCGAGGCACUGUCAAGUUUGGCCAUGGAUCAUCUGCGGUCAUCUCUGGAAAACAAAUCUGGCACGGAUUCGCCAACAAUGGCCCACAUGGCGCUGCGCGACAUCGUCGAGCGAGCCGUGGACGAGGCGAAAAAAUUGCCAGGCCUCGGUGGUUCCGGUGGGACCGGAAAAGCACAGGAGGAACGGAACAUCGCGGAGCGCAGUUACGAGGAUUUUCUCGCCAAUGAGAUACUCAACAAGGUCAUCGAGAAAUUCCAAAAGAAACAGGUGGACGGAAAUAGCAACGUCCUCCCUGGGAAACCUGUGUCAGCGAAGUGUACACUGAGUGAGAGCGAGGCAGGCCUCGAGGAAGGUGUCGAAGAAGGCUGUAGCAGCCUGGAACCGUUGUCUCAGGAUGAUUGCAGUAGCGACUGCAGUGCAUCUUGCUCGAGACGCGUUAGAAACCAACCGGAGCCAUUAUCUCUCACGAUAGAGGAACGAAUAGAGGAAGUGACAACAACAUAUGCGUCCGACGAGGAACCCAGGGAAAACGAUGUCUUGGCCAUUAAGAACACCCAUCGAGUGCCGUUCCCUGAACUUGGAAUGGACAUCAUUGAUCCUUCUCAAGAAUCGGAGGACAGCCAAGAGGAGCCGGACACGCCUCACAUAGAUUUAGUUUCCCCAGUGGAAUCUUGGGAGGAAAAUUGGUUGUUCCAAAAGAAGAGGGUUCAGACACAACCUGAUCCCGUGGCCAUGCUAGUGCCAAAUCCUAGCGCCGAUUACAAGGCUCUGAUCGGUGACAAGGAUGCGGAAGAUACCUCAGAUUUGUCGGAAUGUUCCUCGGCGCAAUCGGACGAGGAGUUAGAAAAGGAACUGAUGGAUGCCAUAAACAACGUCGUGCCAAGAUCUCCAAGAAAGAGAGAGUUCGAAAAUGGUCUGGACCAUCAUUCGGGUUUGUCAAACGACGUUUUGUUAAAGGAAAAUGGCACAAAUACACUUUCGAAUGGUAUAAACGUGUCUGAUCAAACGGGCGAUGAUAAGACUGACUCUAGAAUCGCGAAAGACCAAAGGGGAAUGGGAAGAAAUAAAAGGAUAGAAGAGUAUCGUGGGCAGAGUCAAAGUCUAGAGAAAAAUGACGAAGUCAAAGCCAAAGAGGUCGAAGAAAAAGAAGUGGAAAGAAAAUGGAGUAGAAUCGAAAGCAAGGACGAGAAACUUGUUGCAGAACCAAUCGAUUUAACUAGUAAUUACUUAAAGAUGGAAAUGGAGCGACAAACGACAAACGACAUAUCCAAAGAAGACAAAACAAGAAAUUUAAUCAACGAAGACGACUUAAUUAAACCGGUCUCACAAUCGGUCGAGAAAAGCGAAUUUGUCAUGCAUAAUUUAUCGAAUUCCGUUAACCUGGAACCUUCGACGGUUUCUUUGCCGUAUGAAAACAUGCUAGACGUGCCAAAGACACCGACAUCGACGCCAACAUGGUCUUCCGUGAUAGAGAACAGUCUGGAGAACUCUAAUAAUGAGGAAACCUUUGCUUCCCAAGAAAAGAACGUUCUGAAUUCCCUGGAAUGUGCCAAGAAGAAACUGAUGGCCGUCAAUGACGACAGUGUGGAAUUGUUUGACGAGGAGGAAACAAUGACUGCUCGGCAAAAAGUCGACUUUCAUGCUGAGGAUAUCCAACAAGAAAGUGAGUACACCGAGCAUUACGAUAUUGCGACUCAGAGACACUUGGACAGUUUGACGAAGACUGAAUCUUCUGAGUCUUGGCCACUGACGAAUUCCUCGACAGAAGAGUGUGAAAGCAAGUGCCGAGAGGCUGUGGCGUUCGCCAAAGCUGAAUCGGCUUCGCACGUGUCCCUGCAGAACAAGAAUUCGGAGGAAGAGGUUCGACUCGCUACUCCUCCUAGACCAGGUACAAUUGCCGAACGCGAGCACAAAAAGUGGGAAAAUGCUCCACCUAUUGAAAACAACCCCUACAGCCAGGAAAACAUUCAAAAGAGAUUGUUGGAGAGGCAGUAUUCUAGAAGAUCGUCAGACAUUCCUGGAAUUCACUCCGAAUUGCCAAAAAGCAACGGAGCGGAUUUGGAUGUCGUGCUGGCACCCCAUGAACCAGAUAUCAAAAGGUUCGGCAGGGACUAUUACAUAAAUGAGUCAAGAAUACCAGGCAACGAAAAAGGGAGAAGAUCGGCCGCGUCGACGUCGAGCAGACCGAGUAGCUCGUUAUCUCAACGAUCAAGCUCCAACGGGAUAGCAGACCAGGAUCAACAGGAGGAAACACAGUACAAAGAAACCGAGUCUCUCCUGAACCGAAGCAACGACGUCAAGACCAAAGUGGCGAAAUGGCAGAAUAACAACGUGGAGGGCAAGUAUCAGUUGCCAGUUCGACAGAGUGACAUCUCAAACGAGGCAGAGAAAACGAAGGAGAAGUUCUCGAAGAAGAUAGAGUGUCAAAGGUCCUGGGAAGAUGAACGAAUGGAGGAAAUUCUGGAAAAUGAAAGGAAAAACAGCAAAAAUGAGAUCAACGCGAAGCUGAACAAUCAGGAAAAUUACGAGAACGCUGUUAUAGAAACGAAGAAGUCGAAUUCCGAUGACAACCCAAGGAAGAUCAAGAGGAUCGAUCUGAAGGCCUACGGAUUCGAGAACGAGUUCUUCUCCAACAAAACGAUCAAGACUUCCACCCCAAGAGUUGUCAAUAAGUUAGACUUGAAGUCGUUUGGCUACGACGAUGGGAUUCGACGAACGCAGUCGAAUAUCCAACUGAAUAGCAUCGGGUGCGAAGAAUUCAAGCCCAGAUUCAUGAGAACGACGAACAAGUCGAACUUAACACGGCGCAAUGACUACGAGAGCGAUCGUUGCGACGUGAUCGAGAGCACUCGAGCCUCUGGUGACAACAACUUGACGCAGAGCACAGAAGCUCUCAACAAUUUCGAGAAUGAGAGCUACAACGAUUUUGGGUUGAAGUCUGCGAAAUCGGUACCCAACAUCGCCAAGUUCUAUUCAAACGCGAAUAGCCAGGAGGACGAAGAGGUAGAAGGCUACAAUCACAAUUCGUACAACGAAUUUGGGAUGAUAAAGAACGGAUCGGUGAAGAAUCUGGCGAACAAUUACAAUCUAGAGAAGUGUAACAUUAAGAGUAGCGAUUGUUCGAUCGACGAGUCGGAAAACGAUACGGACAAUUCCUCUGAGAAGGAACAGAGUCAUCGAUCGAUAAGCGACGUGAAAAAGAAAACUCUGGGCGACGAGCAAUUUGAUAAGAAGUUAUUACCGAUGCCAUCGGUCAGGAGGCUUGCUGAAGCAUUUAGUAAACAGACUGAACACGUUUCCGCUCCUAUAUCGAAGGUAACGAAGUCAAGCAACAUGUACAAGGAGAGAUCGUCAACGCCAGAGAUACAAAUAGUCGAAACACCAAGGCAGAUGCACAGUCUGACCGCCAGAUCACUUUCGAAACAAUUUCGCGAAGGACUGAGGCAAAUUCCGAAUAAAGUGACUUCACCUCCGGCUAGUCAUGUCACUAUGGAACAACCUAAUAUACCGGAGAUCCAAACGGAAGUGGUGCAAGCGAAGAGCGACGUGUCAAACGACACGAAUGUCAUUUUACCGGGAAAACUAAAGUCAAACAUUAUAUUUUGGGAACAGAUGCAGAAGAAGAGCUAAAGCAUAUCUACUUGCUUGAGAUUGGGUCCAAUUUCUAAAUAUUUGACAAAAUGAAAAGUCGAAAGUUAACUUAGGGAUCAAAUUAAAUUAACAUAUCGUGCAAAGAGUCCAGAUCUAUUUUUAGUCCUUUUUGUGUUUAGAAUGCGAUUGACAGAGGAUAUCUCCGGAAGAUAGAAUUUAAUUGAGAAGUAGAUCAAGCGGGUUAACAUCCUUGCUCAAUGUAAGAAUGCUUCAACACCGUACAACAAGGGAGUCAAUUAAUUGUAUGAAACAAUACAGGCUCAACGAUCGAUUGAUUUAUAAAAGCAAUUGCAAUCGUGACAGGAAAUGUCGGUGUAAUUGCGUGUGCCAAAUGAUAUCAACCCGUGAUUAGCCAAAGAAAAUAUUUUUGCGUGGUCCUUUUGAAACGUGCGAGUAAAUUGAACCGAAUGUAAAUCUUUGGAACGGCAAACAUUUUGGAAACUAUGUGCGAAAUGACCAACCAAAUUUGACAUGUUUGCAUAUUCAAUGAUCAAUUGUAAAUACACGUCGCCUGAACAUAGUCAAACUAUCGAAAUUUUUUUCUGUAUAUAAAAAGGAACUCUGAUAUAGUCACAAAAUUUUAUAUAUAAAUCUACCCUAUAGUGUUUCCAUGUACCGCUUCACUAUUUAUUAUUUAUUAACGUCUGAAUAUGUAUCAGUGUAUAUACACGAAUUAUGAAGAUCGGUGG
Eufriesea mexicana is the source of this 6104-nucleotide messenger RNA. RefSeq names its product dentin sialophosphoprotein. Lineage: Eukaryota; Metazoa; Arthropoda; Insecta; Hymenoptera; Apidae. The coding region runs from base 1183 to 5394 and encodes 1403 amino acids. The transcript has 17 exons. The record is from RefSeq and is a predicted model, not a curated record.